CUCUGCAUUUUUGUCUGUCUGAAUGCUACAGCAGCACGGGGGGGAAAAAAGAUUCAGGAUAAGGCAAAAAAAAAAAAAAAACUGGAGAAAUGUGACAAUCCAACGGUCAUUUUCAUGGCGAGGGGGAAACUGGUGCGAAAGGAGUUAUUCUGGGACUCCUUUGAGCCUCGAAACGCUGGAUCAAAAUGCUCAUAGUGGAGAAAACAACAGACUUCCCCUCUGCUGAGUUCUCUCUAGUGGAGGAUGUGGCUCUGCACUUUACCUGUUUGAUGGACAGGCUGAAUGAGCAGCGCCUCUUCCAGCCUGACCUGUGUGACGUUGACAUUGUUCUUGUGCGUCAGCACAGCACCUUUCCGGCCCACAAGGGUGUGCUGGCAGCUUACAGCCCUUUCUUCCACUCGCUUUUUGCCCAAAGCAAACAGCUGCGGCGGGUGGACCUGUCGCUGGAUGCCCUGACCUCUCAGGGCCUUCAGCAAAUCCUCAACUUCAUUUACACCUCCAAACUGCUGGUGAGCAGCCGCACUGUCCGCGACGUGCUCAACGCCGCUACCCUGCUUCAGAUGAGCGACAUCGCAGCCUCCUGUCACGACCUUAUCAGCAGCCACUCGCUGAGAACCACCUGCACAGAUAUGGCCAAUCAAGAAGGGCAUGCCAGCAGUGAGCCAGCUUCUGUAGCGAUGCCCCCCAGCCAGAUGUACCGUGAGAUCAAACAGGAGUCAGAGCUCGGCAGGGUGUACACAAGAGAAGGAAACAGCCCUUUUUCUGUCAGAGUAGAAGAGACAGGCAAGACGGCUUCUCAGGCAAAGCAGUACUACCAGAAGGAAGAAGGCUCGGGAAGCGGGGCCGGCACAGGUGUGGCUAGUUUGUGUAAAGUGGAAGGAAAUGGAGAGGAGUCAAAGACAGCAGAUGGCCACGCCUCCUUCAACAGAGAUCAGAUCAUUGUCGAAGUCAACCUUAAUAACCAGACUCUUAACGUCUCAAAGGGAUCAGAGGGCAAAUCGGCCACUUCUACAGAGACUUCCACCAUGUUUGGCCGCUGCCGUAACAACCAGCAAGAUUCAGAGGGCGAUGAGGAUAAUGAAGUGGAGAACGAUGAUACAGAUGGAGAAGAGGAUGUGGAAGAUUUGAAGAGGGGUGACAUAUUGGGGCAAAGUAGUGAAGAGGAAGAUGAGGAGGAGGAUGAAGAAGAAGAGGAAAACACCCUCAACAUUCCAGGCUUGGAGCAGCCAGCCAUGAUGGAUCGACCUCGUCGGGGCACCAGAGCCUUGGCUAUGGCUGGUACCACUGCCUCUCUGCGGCAGACGCUUGCAGAGGCCACGCUGGCCAACCAGCGGCAGGGUGGGAAGAGGGCGUUGGACCUGGAGGGCCUGGGCCAAAAAGUGAGGCUGGAGGAGAAGCAACAUUACCCAUGUAAAAAGUGUCCUCGCAUCUUCAACAAUCGCUGGUAUCUAGAAAAACACAUGAACGUCACUCACAACCGCAUGCAAAUCUGCAAUAACUGCGGAAAACGCUUCUUGCUAGAGAGCGAGCUGCUGCUGCAUCAACAGACUGACUGUGAGAAAAGCAUCCAGUGUGUGACCUGUGGCAAAGCCUUCAAGAAGCUGUGGUCGUUGCACGAGCACAACAAGAUCGUCCAUGGCUACGCCGAGAAGAAGUUCUCCUGCGAGAUCUGUGAGAAGAAGUUUUACACGAUGGCCCAUGUCAGGAAGCACAUGGUCGCCCAUACGAAGGACAUGCCAUUCACCUGUGAAACGUGUGGGAAAUCAUUCAAGCGCAGCAUGUCCCUGAAGGUUCACUCUCUACAGCACUCAGGAGAGAAACCCUUCAAGUGUGAGAACUGCAGCGAGCGCUUCCAGUACAAAUACCAGCUCCGCUCCCAUAUGAGCAUCCACAUCGGACACAAGCAGUUCAUGUGCCAGUGGUGCGGAAAGGACUUCAACAUGAAACAGUACUUCGAUGAACACAUGAAAACACACACUGGAGAAAAGCCGUACAUCUGUGAAAUCUGUGGGAAGAGCUUCACGAGCCGGCCCAACAUGAAGCGUCACCGCCGCACCCACACCGGAGAAAAGCCAUACCCGUGUGAGGUGUGCGGCCAGCGUUUCCGCUUCUCAAACAUGCUCAAGGCCCACAGGGAGAAGUGCUUCCGCGUCACCAACCCCAUGGUUCCCGACGGCAACGGUGACCCCCUGGGCCUCGACCGGCCCUUGGCGCCACCCGCUGCGGACUCUUCCGGUCAGGCCCAGCUGGGCACGGCACUCCCUGCCACGUCCGUGACUACACCCGCUGCUGCCUCUAGCCCCCACCCCCUCCACAGCACCCAGCUGUCCCUCCCCCUGCUGCACUCCAUGGGGGGGCUGCCUCCUACCCCGCAUUUACCCCCGCCGCCUCCACUGUUUUCUGCUGGUAGGAUGAACUCCAACAACUAACAAAUCUCUGUAGCAUUGAAAGCACUUUGUUACUUUUUGUUUUAUUGUUUUUCUUUGAGCUUUUAAGAGGACUCCUGCAGAGAGAGAGUGAUGCGCCCCAGUGACAUUUACACAGAGGGGAAGAACAGAAAAAAAUGCUACAUGGAGGCCUCGUCAAAAAAAGAAAAAAAAAAGGAGAAAAAAAAGAACAAAGAACACACACACAUAGUAAUAAAUAAUAAUUUUUUACUCUGUUGAAUACAAUAGAUAACCUCAGAGUCCAGUAGGACGUUUCACCGUUACUUUUCAACUCAUUUCACAGAUGUGUCCUGGUUUCAUUUGGGAUUUUUUUUCUGACAACUCGCCUCUCUCCUGAGCCUUGCACAAUGUAUUGAUUGUAGCAUCUUUUACGAAAUGGUAGGAAGCGCUUCCUAAAUCUCCACUCAUACUGGGAUCAUGGGUAGAGGGAGAACCACGUGGUAACGAGAAGAAAUGAUUUAUUUUUUGUUCUCGGCCAAGAUGUAGCGAGCGGUUCUGGUCAGACCCAGCAAUAACCAAAUGCUGAUUUGUCUUUGAGCGUAUACAUGUAUAUGGCGUUGCCAAUAACCAAAUCCUGUUAGCUCACCUGCUAUAGUUAAGUAAUGUAAUUCAGCAUUUAUAAUCGAUCCUGCACCUUACAUUUAACUCCAGUGAUAUUUAAAGUGUACUCCUAACCGUCUUCGUUUUUAUUAUUGUGAAUAGUGUGUAAUUCGUGGCACGUUACGUCAUUUCUUUUCAUUUUUUUCUAAGGACUUAAGGAGAAGUCGGCCGUGCAAUGCAGCGUGUGGCGUUCGUGAUGGUGUGUGUGCGUGUUUGAGAUGUGAGGCAGAGACUUGAGAUAACAAUCUUCAGAUCAACGUUUAGCUAAUCAACAUGCGAGCUUUCCCGAGUCAGGAGACGGAGUAAUUUGUCGACUCUAAUCUUUUUUUAGUUUUUUGCUUUUUUUGGCUUACAUUAAGCAGGCGUGCAUCGUCUCCUGCGAGAUCUGGCUAUGAGAUGUUAUGGCACUUUUCUGUGACUUGUUAGUAAAACCUGAUGUACUCUGACCUACAAUAUACGUGUAGGAUGAAAUUCAGUGUUACUGCUAUUGUUAUUUACUGCUUAUUUUCCCAACUAAACACUGUGUGUUAGAUGAGUGUAGGGAGAGCAAUGUUCACAAAAACGUGCUUACCUAGCCAAAUCAAAUGGCCACAUUUCAUUGCAAUCUGAUGUAAUCCGUGUUGUGAAGUGAUAAAUACUAAAUUAUAAUCUAACAAUUAAAAUUCUUAAAGAGUACUGGCAGAGAUACAUUUUUGGCGCAUCAGACGUUGCCACUAAAAUGAGCUCUUAGUGUUGAAUUAUAUUAUAACAGAGUGAUUUAUUUUUGUUAAAACAGUAAUGUGUAGCAGCUAAUUAAAACUGGGGAAGCACAACGUAAUACCCCUGAAAAAAAGGCUUUGGCUCUGUGUACACUUUUGGCUAUUGUGUGUCAUAACCAUAGUAGAUCUGGAAAAAAAAAAUCAUGAUCCGUAUAAACUGCUUAAAGGAAUAGGUUGGAAUUAUCUUUAUUUGUGUUCUCGUUGAGAGCUGAACAAGAAAAUUGGUACCACUCAAAUAUCUUGACUAUUUCUUAACCUGCACACCAUAGUGACCAGAAAUUGUAAUUUUUUUGUACAAAUUUAAGAUAUUUUACUUGUGAUUUUUGCGUUGAAUUUCACUGGCCGCUUCAUUAGCUACACCAGUAAAUUGGUCAUUCAUGCAAAGAGCUAAUCAGCCCGUCACAUGGCAUGUAGACAUGGUCAAGACAACAUGCUCAAGUUCAAACUGAGCAUCACAAAGCUGAUUUGAGUGACUUUGAACAUGGUAUGGUUGUUGGAUUCAGACAGACUGGUCAUAGUAUUUCAGUCUGAAAAAGACUAUAACAUAAAAAUAUCAAGUGAGCAGCAAUUCGAGCAGAUAGCACUCAAAUAAGCACUUGCUGCUAACAAGUUGUGCAGAAGAGCAUCUUUAACAUAUUAGCAGCAGAAGACCACACUGGGUGGCACUCCUGUCAGCUAAGACUGGGAAAUUGUGGAUGCACGGGCUCACCUUUGCCAUUUGGAUAGCAGGGAAGAAUUAGGGAUAAGGAACAUGAAAGCAUGGAUCCAUUCUACCUUUGGUGCUGGUGAUGUAAUGGGAUGGUGGAUAUUUUUUUGGCACACUUUAGGCUCCUUAGUAGGAACUGAGCAUUAUUUAAACACCACACCCUACCUGAGUAUUGCUUCUAAGCAUGUCCAUUGCUUCCAGCAGAAUAACAUGCUGGUUUGAAUGAUCUCAGACUGGUUCCUUUAACGUGACAUUGAGUUUACUGUAGUCAAAUCCACAGUCACCAUAUCUUAACAGAGGUCCAAUAGAACACGUUUGGGGUGUGGUGCAACAAGAGACUCAUGCCAUGGAUGUAGAGCAAACAAAUCUCCAGCAACUGUGUGAUGCUGUCAUGUCAAUGUUGAAUCUGUGCCAUGAAGAAUUAGGGCGGUUCUGAAGGCAAAUGGGGUCCAACUACAACUAGCAAGGUGUAACUAAAGAAGUGGCUCGUUAAAGUAUUUGCACAGAAAAUGCAGAAUCUGUAGGCAAGUGACAAGGCUUUUGGUACCAGUAUCAUUCUGGUUUUCUUCCAGUAGUCACCAAUUCCCAAGAAAGAAAGCGUAUGCCAAAAUGCAGUUUCAGAACCUUUGUCUUUUAUCAUUUAGUCAGCCUUUAGGAAGCCGUCGCCUAGAUGUGCUGGAAGCGUCAAAAUACUGUCAGUUUUCCCCAAAGGUUAAGUUAGCAGGCUAGUUUUUGGUUUUCCUGACUGGGAGAGUGUCACUAUCCUCGGUUUUAUAUCAAAUCAAUUUAAGAGUGGUGCCAAUCACUUCAUGUAACUCCUAUUUGAAAAUUAAAAUAAGAACUCUUGUUUGACACUUCAGUCGAUUUUGUAUUCAUAUCGGUCUCUGAAUACGCACUAUCAUUCUGCUCCCGCUCACUUUAUCUACUUAUAGCCUAAGUGUAGUAUGGCAUUAACCUGUAAAUAUUGUUAAGAUGUGCUUCUUCCUUGUGAUUUAUUCCUCAUGUUUACAUUCGGAGAGUCAGUUGAAUGUGCCCCAAAAUGUGUCCUGGCUGGUACUACGGAAAGUUGGAAUUUGUGGACAUGCUUUUGUAAAUGUAAUAAGCUGUUUUAUAUUUUAAAAAAAAAAAUUAAGCACCUUCAUGUAGUCUUAUGUCUAAGCUCACCCCCUAUGUAUUUCUUCAAUUUCCACGGUUAAACCGUUAGGGCCACGUCAGACGUAAUUUAAUAAUGGUACACUUUGUGUUUUUCUUCAUGUGUCCGAUACCUGUUUUGUAUUUUGGUUUGCUGCUUUUGUACAGAGUCCUGUUUGAGACUGCCCUUUAAAUGAUUUAAAAGUGUAGAGUUCUUGAAUUUAAUGUAACUGAACAAUAUUCUGGCUGUGAUUACAGUGAACUCCAGGAUUGGAAGUGAGCUAAAAAUGAGACAUUUGGAGCACUGUGAGGAGGUAAUGGCCAACACUGUCAAAGUCAAAUGAAACUUUAUUGUCAUUCGUGACCAUACAGUGAAUAAAACUCCUUGAUUAAUGUGCAGAAGAAUCUAAAGACAUAAUAAGACAUAUAGACAUAUAUAAAACAUGCCAGUUAAGAUUUAAUCCGGUAGGCUGAUUGUUUAGUGCUGUUGCUCUCUUGUGGCAACUCGGUAAACUGCACUCCAACCCUUAGAUGUACAUUAAUGUUCAUAGUAUGUGUCUCGUUAUCAUCGGAGAAGCAUGUAAAAGCUCAAAAUUGAGAUUUUUCCCACUUCCCUGUUUUAAGAAGCACUAGCCCAAGAAACAACAUUGAGAUACCGUGGUUAGAGGUUGUGUGUUUGCCUUACAUAUGGAGGGAUUUGAAUGUUUUUGCGUUAUGGAUAGUGACAGUAGCUGACGGUAAAGGAGGAAGUAUAGUAGUUUAUACUACUGAUUUAUGCACUUUUGUUUUGUGUUUCCAGAUACAAGGUGAAAAUGGGUAGCAGAUAUCUAUAAAUUGAAGUAAAUUCCAGCAUUAAAUUCCUUUUAGGUUUUUUUAAGGGUUUUUUGUUCAGUGUUGGUCUGAGUUUGUGGUUAGUAAGUUGCACAGGUGUCAGCCCAGAGACUGACCUUAGUUUUGUUUCCCUGAAUAACUUUACUUGCUUGUGUUGUGGCAUGUGGCACACCGAGAAUGACUCUGUGUUAUGCGUCAAUCUGCUGGUGUUUCUGCAUUCUGGUCAGUCUCUUUAAUACUGUCCCACUGUUUAACAAGUAUCCGUGACUCUUCCUUGAGGGUGCAAUCAGUGCAGGCGGUUUCUGACUGGUUUGCUCACUUCCAUUAUCAAGAGAAAUUACUCUUAGGUAUUUCCACUUUGCCUCUGUUGAAGGGACUUAAUAUGUGAGUAUUCUUUUUCAUUGCAUGAGAAAACAUAAGGGAAGGACGGAUUUGCCAAAUUCAAUUACGAGAAAAACUUUUAGUGCACUUUAUCCUUCAAUCUAGUGGAGAUACAGAUAUAGUAGCAGUUUCCUUGAUCCUUCCUUUCCUUAAAAUACUUCCUUGCCUUAAUAUGGGAAAUUAUCAAAAUGCAGUUAUUGACUAAAUGUGUCCUUGGCAAUGUUCAGUCCUCUGAAUUGAAAUUUAAAGAGAAAAGGGACAUCAAAAGUGUACCUGUGUGGAAUCAGACCAAGAAACCGGCUCUAAAUAAAGGCUUCUAAGCAUGCAUAGGAUAGGAAAUCAAAAUUCAUCAUACUGCUCAUAUUUGAAAUGAUUUGAUGAUAUUUAAAGCUCAAAAUAGUGUAUUUGUGCUAAGAAUAUAUUUCUUUUAUAACACUUGCACGUUGUAUCAAAUAUAGUAUAAAGUGGAGGACACAGUAACCAGAGGAAUUUGGGUAUAAAACUCUAAAUUGACUUGUUAAUCCUCCUUUGUUUGUUUUUGUGAACUAGUCUUCCUUCAAUCCAGCUGCAAAGAUAAAGCCCAUCUGUGACAUCAGAACAAGACUUCAAUGAGUUGUAAAGAGGAAAUGUAUCAGAUAUGGACAUUUAUUAUCCCAGAGAUUACCUAAAUUGUGAAAAAUGAAUUAAACAGGCUGUUUUUUUAAAAAAGUGUUUUACAGUGAAACGGCAGUAAAGCUAUGAUUGUUAGAAAUGAAAAGGGAAAUGUUGCACAGUGUGCAGGAGUCCUGUAUUCCAGGCAGGUUGACUCUAUGUAUUUUGAUUAGCCAAAUUCUAAUUUACUAAGGCUAGCAGCCAAAGGCUUGUAUUAGAUUAGGCAAAGGUGGACCUGUCCUUGUCCUUAAAUGAAGGUUUGUCAGUGAUUAAGUGGGUGCCUAGACACCACGGUGACUGUGCAUUCUGCAUUGCACCCAAGGUUGCCACAUAGCAAACUGUGAGAGUGGCACUUCAGAGAGUGCUCAUGGGAUUACUAAGUUAGGCCUCUCUCUCUCUCUUUUUUUUUUCUUUUGAAAGCUGCUAAUGAUGAAGUGUGUGUCCAAAAGAAUUUUAUUCUGUGGCCUUCACCUUCAAGAAAAGUGUUGGGAAUAUUGCUGUCUUAUUUUAGAAACUGAAACUCAUGAUGGAUAUUGGAGAGAAAGUAUUGUAUUUCUUUUUGUUCUUGAGUAAAGAGUUGAUUUUUUUCUGUUAAAUCUGUUAGUGUUUGGGUAAACACAUGGAGCCCCAAAAUAAAUCUAAUGAUACCAAAAAGUAGCAUUGUUAGUGCAAUACAAAUGAGAUUUUAAGAGGUUUCACUUGUUCGAAACCACUCGAAUAUGGGCAAAAGUAAUUGACCACACACAAGGUGUAAUGUCUAGGUUGCCCAGUACUUCUGUCCCAACAGUCUAUAUUUGGUUGGGUUCUUAAAUUUUUUGAUUGAGAUGAAGCUAAUUACCUCCUGGUUUUCACUAAUGCCGCACACAUUUCCACUAAUUGUGAACAAGAAAUUGUCUCAAAUUUGAUUACAUUUAUAGACAAAGGAUUCAUCUAUUGUGGAAAAAAUGACAAGAUCUAAAACUUUUUAUAAAACUUCAAUUUACUUGGUUAAACUUUGAAAAGCUAACAUAACAGUCUAAAUGCUAGCACAAAAAUAGUCUUUUGCAGUCUGUUGUGAUGUCAAAUGGCAAACUGUAGAUUGACUAUUACUAAGAAACUUUGUUUUUGAAUACCUGUUGGCAAAAGAAUAGAUUUAUUAACACUACUGUAUGUAAUGCUGGCUGGCAUAGUUUCAUGAUAGCUGCCUAGCUAGCCAACAAUGCUUGUGGGCACUGUUUUCAGCUAAGCUAGCCACAAAGCGCUCUAAGUUACUCCACAAGUAUUACAUGAAUUUCAAAUUAGUCACUGCCAUUA
Messenger RNA from Neolamprologus brichardi, 8798 nucleotides. RefSeq names its product zinc finger and BTB domain containing 47b (gene zbtb47b). Gene Ontology annotation, cellular component: nucleus. Gene Ontology annotation, biological process: regulation of transcription by RNA polymerase II. NCBI's taxonomy places the organism in Eukaryota, Metazoa, Chordata, Actinopteri, Cichliformes, Cichlidae. Gene Ontology annotation, molecular function: protein binding; DNA-binding transcription factor activity, RNA polymerase II-specific. The record is from RefSeq and is a predicted model, not a curated record.